Vitis riparia (riverbank grape) is the source of this 572-nucleotide messenger RNA. RefSeq names its product DNA-directed RNA polymerases I and III subunit RPAC2. Bases 121 to 438 code for a protein of 105 amino acids. Gene Ontology annotation, molecular function: protein dimerization activity; DNA-directed RNA polymerase activity; DNA binding. The transcript has 4 exons. The record is from RefSeq and is a predicted model, not a curated record. Lineage: Eukaryota; Viridiplantae; Streptophyta; Magnoliopsida; Vitales; Vitaceae. Gene Ontology annotation, cellular component: RNA polymerase III complex; RNA polymerase I complex. Gene Ontology annotation, biological process: DNA-templated transcription.
UUAGGCUCUGCAGUCUGCACUCCUCACCGCCGUCGCCGAGAUCGCCGCCGCUCACGAAGCCGCCUGCGCCACAGUCGAACUGUUGCCUAUACUCCGUCUUAGAGUUAUUGGUAUCUAGAGAUGGAACACGGGUCCUUCAGUGAUCAUAGUAAAUCGACUUUUUCUUUAUCUGAUGAGGAUCAUACGCUUGCCAAUUCUGUCAGAUUCACCUUGAAUCAAGAUCCAAGGGUAGCGUUCUGUGGGUACAGCAUCCCUCAUCCUUCAGAUGCUCGCGUUAAUAUUAGAGUCCAGACAACUGGUGAUUCAGCCAGAGAAGUGUUGAAAGAUGCUUGCCAGGAUCUGAUGUUGAUGUGCCAGCAUGUGAGGAGCACCUUUGAUAAGGCUGUUGUUGAUUAUAAACUGAGCAAGCCUGUCAAGGACAUGAGCAUAGAAAAAUAGAGAAUAGAGAAGUGUAUUUUUCUUAUUAUAAAACAGCAUAUGAUGAACAUGCAGAAAGCUCCUGAGUAUUUCUCUCAAUAUAAUCCGUACUUCUUUUGUCUUAUUUAUGGUGAUAAAGUUGUCUUAACCGCUUC